Molecule: messenger RNA, 2166 nt
Organism: Synchytrium microbalum
Lineage: Eukaryota; Fungi; Chytridiomycota; Chytridiomycetes; Synchytriales; Synchytriaceae
Exons: 8
Coding region: 1-2166 (721 amino acids)
Biological process (GO): transmembrane transport
Cellular component (GO): membrane
Molecular function (GO): secondary active sulfate transmembrane transporter activity
Source: RefSeq, a predicted model, not a curated record
AUGAGCGAACCUAAACUUGAGCAGUAUAACGAGAAACUGCCCACUCUAUACGAUGGGCUCAAAUCAUUCACAUCGUUCGAUGAUGCUUCUUCUGUCUCGGACAAAUCAUCAAAGUCAACGGCUACGAAGGUGCUGCAGAGCUACUUUCCAUUCUUGGAUUGGCUGCCACGAUACAACUUGACAUGGUUUAUCGGUGAUCUUGUUGCUGGACUUACAAUAGGUGCUGUUGUGGUGCCUCAAGCAAUGUCAUAUGCAAAGCUCGCUAAUCUGGCUCCUCAAUUUGGACUUUACUCUGCCUUUGUUGGUGUGUUGAUGUACUUCUUCUUUGCUACUAGCAAGGAUAUCACUAUUGGGCCCGUUGCUGUGCUGUCUCAACUGGUUGGAUCAAUCAUAUUACAAGUCGCCGCAACAAACCCUCAAUACUCGGCCAUCACUGUAGCUGCUGCGCUCUCCAUUACCGGUGGUCUUAUCGUCUUUGCGAUGGGAGUUCUACGGUUAGGUUUCUUGGUCGACUUUAUUCCUCUCCCAGCCAUCUCUGCAUUCGUCACGGGAGCUGCUCUUAAUAUUGGUAUGGGACAGUUUCCAGCUCUUGUUGGUAUAAGUUCGUUGUUUGAUACUCGCGCUGCUACGUAUCAAGUGUUUAUCAACUUCUUCAAGUUUCUUCCCAACGCUACUCUGGACUCAGCAUUGGGUGUCUCAGCUCUCGUAAUGCUUUACCUCAUCCGAGGCAUCUGUGGCUUCAUCGGCAGACGAUACCCUCGAUACGAACGAACUACCUUCUUCAUCUCCACACUUCGAUCCGUAUUCGUGAUAUUAUUAUACACCAUGAUCUCAUACCUCCUCAACCGUGGUCUCACCAAGCCCCGAACAAGUAUACUUGGAACCGUCCCCUCAGGUCUUCAAAACGUCGGUGUACCAGCCAUAGACUCCAAUCUCCUAUCCGUAGUCGCACCCUUCUUACCUAGUGUAGUCAUUGUCAUGUUGAUUGAGCACAUCGCUAUUGCCAAAGCCUUUGCUAGAAUCAACCAGUAUACCAUAAAUCCAUCUCAAGAGCUGAUUGCUAUCGCUGUUACAAAUAUCUUUGGACCAUUCUUUGGUGCUUAUCCUGCUACGGGAUCCUUCUCUAGAACUGCUAUUAAGGCUAAAGCUGGUGUUAGGACUCCAUUGGCUGGUGUAAUUACUGGUGCUGUGGUCAUUUUGGCUAUUUACUUGUUGCCACCAAUGUUUUACUGGAUUUCGAAUGCUGCCUUGGCUGCUAUUAUUAUUCAUGCUGUUGGAGAUUUGAUUACUGCUCCCAAAGUGCUCAUUGAGAUCUGGAAGGUCGAUCCUAUUGAACUGGUUGUCUUCUUUGUUGGUGUAGUGGUCAGUGUUUUCACAACCAUCGAAAACGGUAUCUACGCCAGUAUUGGUGCCGCAGGUGCUGUCCUACUCUACCGUAUGGCCAAUCCAAAAGGUGUCUUCCUUGGACGAGUCAAGACAUACCACAUCAGCCCUGAUACUCCAGAUGAAGCAUCGAAUACACACUAUGUCUGGGUGCCAUUGGAUCAUUCUGGAUCACACCCAGAAGCCUUCAUUGAGGCACCACCUGCUGGUGUCUUUGUGUAUCGGUUGACUGAAGGAUUUAUAUAUCCAAAUGCAAGCACAGUCCUAGACCGUCUCGUCGCAUACCUAAAAGCAAACACCAAAACCGGAACAGCUGUAUCAACUUCAGUCGGAUCUCGACCAUGGAAUGAUCCCGGCCCACGUAAAGGACAAGCCGUCUCUGAUAAACCCUUAUUACGUGCCGUCAUCAUCGACCUCACUGGUAUCUCCCGAGUCGACUUUACAGCCUCUCAAGCACUCGUAGAUGUAGGACGAGCACUAGACAGAUACGCAGACCGACAUGUUGAAUUCCAUUUCGUUGGUAUCUCGUCUGGAUGGAUUAAGCGGGCUCUGGUGGCUACGAACUUUGGUGGUAGUGUGGUGAAUAUACCUGUUGAAGGUAGUCCUUCGUUUACGGUUGCUGCACAAAGUGUGGAAGGGGGUGAUAAGCUGGUUCCGAUAUCGGAUACCAGUCGGCCAUUCUUCCAUAAUAAUAUUGAUGAUGCUCUGGAGGCUGUUGAGAGGGUGUUGAAGCAAAGUGAGCAGACUGAUGCUAAAACGGAUAAGACAUUAUUGAAUGUUUGA